UGCUUGCUGUGUGCCCGCCUGAGUGAAGACUCAUUGUCUACCUAUCAUCACUGCCUGCCAGAGCCAGGUUUUCGCCGGUGCACGGCACACUCAUUACUUCUUUUCCUCUUCUUACUGUCACAUUUGGCGAACUCAAGCAAACGUCAAGUCCUUUGGCCCAAUUACAGGGCCUCGGCUGACUAGAUACCCGUGGCAAGUCGUGAGUCAAAAUCCAAAAGACUCUCACCUCUGGCUUAUAUGAGUACAUCAUACAUACCCCCCUCCAAGAUGAGCUUGUAAUUCAAGCCAAAGUCUUAAUCACAUUCAUAUCACUUGUCCCUAAUGAUUGGCUUUUCGACACCAAGUCCUGGCUUUCUUGCUUUGACUCACCCUUCUUCACUCUACUCAUCUCAACUUGUCGCGACCUGUCUCGUCUCAUCGCCCUGACGCCCUUACCAUCCAUCAGCUAACCGCGCACCAGCCACUCGUAUCGACUUUUCAUCUUGAGCUCACCAUCACCUCAAACCCCAGUGCGGUCUUGCAUGUUCAGCCGUACCCACAUCACCAACCCACCAUUCAUCGACUUCCUUUGACGAUCCUGGGACCCAGACUGCUUGCCUCAAGGCCUGUGCUGCGCCCUUUCCUUACCUUAUGCAACCGCACUUGUGCUUGCGCCUCCGCCUCCAUCACCACUGCUACCACCACCACCCUAGCUAAGGUGGUUAAGCUGGAGCUGCUUCUGGAGUGAGACCAGAAGGACUCUAUCUCGAAACCCAAGGAUCACGGCCCGUGGUCUAACGCGGCGCACGUUCUACCCCUCGACUUUCUGCACUGGCGCAUCUGCCGACUCGACACCUUCCAACUGUCAGGCCUGUCGUGUCAUGCUACGUGCCUGUGCUCGGCCCCGAUCUGUCUUGACCUGGAACCGCUGCUCGGUGCCGCGCGCAUCCUUGUACCCUUGCCUCAUGAAGAGAAACUUUGACGCGUUUGUGGGUCGUCCGUCUGUCUCUUCGCCGUCCACGAUGACCACCUCCGCUGCCGCCUCGUCUACGAGCAACAUCACCACUGCAAAUGAUCCCCCGACACUCAGUCUUACUCCCAAAGAGCAGCAAUUGAGGGAUCUUUUGGUUGACGUUGCUGCCUUCAUCGAUGGAGCCGGUCGUUCACCUGAGCCUCUCGUCCUUCGAUGGGCUGGGGGCUGGGUUCGUGAUAAGCUGCUUGGCAUAGAGUCUCACGAUAUUGAUACCGCCAUCAAUGCCAUGACUGGCUAUGCCUUUAGUCUGGAGCUGCGCGACUACUGUGCUCUAGAAGAGCACACAAAGAAGCACAAUAUUGGUCCCGAUGAUAUGGGCAGCCUCCACAGGAUUGCAGCGAAUCCCGAUAAGUCGAAGCACCUCGAGACAGCGACUACCCGUAUGUUUGGUCUGGACGUUGACUUUGUCAAUUUACGCAAGGAGACGUACACUCAGGACAGUCGCAAUCCUACAAUGGAGUUUGGUACUGCCGAGGAAGAUGCUCUGCGCCGCGAUGCCACCAUCAACGCCCUCUUUUACAAUUUACACACCGGCCUGGUCGAAGAUCUGACCGGAGGACUCACAGACAUGAAGUCUCGCCUGAUCCGCACACCCAUGGAGCCUUUCCAGACCUUUACAGACGAUCCCCUCAGAGUCCUGAGAUUGCUCCGCUUCGCCAGUCGUCUCGACUUUUCAAUUGAUUCUGCUGCCACUGCAGUCAUGGCCGACCCCCAAGUUUUGAACGCUCUGAAACUUAAGAUUAGCCGCGAAAGGGUUGGUGUCGAGAUGGAAAAGAUGCUAAAGGGUAAGAACCCAUGCAUGUCUCUGGACUUGAUUCGAACCCUCAAACUGUACGAGGCCAUCUUCACGGAUUCCAGUGAUAGCGGUCACCCGUCACCUGAUCUCUCCAAGUGGAAACUGGCCUACAACCUCCUUGACAGGCUCGCUCAUGACAAGGUCCCCAGAAUGAUCUAUGACGUUCUCGUCACAUCCGACGAAGCUGCAUACUUUGCUUGGAAUUUAGCUGCAAUUACCCCGUACUCCCACGUAAUGGAGGAAGUACCCUUACCAAAGGCUCGGGGUUCUGUGCCUCUGCCUACGUUGGUUGCCCGGGAAGGCGUUAAGGCCCCCAACAAGCUUUGCGAUGUAAUUACUGCAGCAUAUCGCCACCGCGUCGAGAUUCUUGAUCUGAAGCAAAGCUUUGGUGCCGGGCAAUCUAGGACUACUGAAAGGGGCAUCGUUGGUAUGGCAAUUCGUAAGUGGGACAGCCAUGGAGGCCACUGGCGGAUCCAGGUACUCUAUGCCUUACUUGUCGAGGCUAUUGAAAAGUUGCCAUCUGAUUCCCCUACGGACAGAGCAGAGUUUCUCUCUGGAUGGCAAAAGUUCCUGGACCACCUUGCUGAUCUGGACGUCAUGGACGCACCUUCGUUGACGCGCCUGGUAGACGGGCGAUUGCUGGGAAAAGAACUCGGUGUCCGCCCCGGUAAGUGGAUGGGCCAGGCCUUGGAUGUUUGCGUUGCCUGGCAGCUUCGUCACCCAGACGAGACUGAGCCGGCAGGGGCCAUUGAAGAGGUGCGACGACGAGCAGUAGAACUGGGGAUCAAGGGGCUUCCCACAUGGUGAACCCAGCUGUACUGGGCAGAAUGCCCUUCAAGACGGGCUUUGCACUAUGUAACGAGCUAAGACUUCGAUUGCCUCGGGCAGUGCUAGGUGCA
Messenger RNA from Colletotrichum scovillei, 2707 nucleotides. Its product is annotated as poly A polymerase head domain-containing protein. The record is from RefSeq and is a predicted model, not a curated record. NCBI's taxonomy places the organism in Eukaryota, Fungi, Ascomycota, Sordariomycetes, Glomerellales, Glomerellaceae. Gene Ontology annotation, biological process: tRNA 3'-terminal CCA addition. The transcript has 3 exons. The coding region runs from base 861 to 2615 and encodes 584 amino acids. Gene Ontology annotation, molecular function: ATP:3'-cytidine-cytidine-tRNA adenylyltransferase activity; RNA binding.